This is a messenger RNA of Myotis lucifugus (little brown bat), 1881 nucleotides long. RefSeq names its product cyclin dependent kinase 1 (gene CDK1). Gene Ontology annotation, molecular function: RNA polymerase II CTD heptapeptide repeat kinase activity; cyclin-dependent protein serine/threonine kinase activity; ATP binding. The record is from RefSeq and is a predicted model, not a curated record. The transcript is spliced from 8 exons. Gene Ontology annotation, biological process: protein phosphorylation; mitotic G2 DNA damage checkpoint signaling; G2/M transition of mitotic cell cycle. NCBI's taxonomy places the organism in Eukaryota, Metazoa, Chordata, Mammalia, Chiroptera, Vespertilionidae. Gene Ontology annotation, cellular component: nucleus. The coding region runs from base 143 to 1036 and encodes 297 amino acids.
AGCGCGGUGAGUUUGAAACUGCUCGCACUUAGCUUCAGAGCUGGACCUGGGAAGUUAAGGACAAAGUGACGCCGCCGUGGUAGCCGCCGCCGCUUUCGCCGCGGGGUCGCUUGCCGGCAUCUGCCAUAACUAUUAAUUGACUAUGGAUGACUAUAUCAAAAUAGAGAAAAUUGGAGAAGGUACCUAUGGAGUUGUGUAUAAGGGUAGACACAAAACUACAGGUCAAAUAGUAGCCAUGAAGAAAAUCAGACUAGAAAGUGAAGAGGAAGGGGUUCCUAGUACGGCAAUUCGGGAAAUUUCUCUAUUAAAAGAACUUCGUCAUCCAAAUAUAGUCAGUCUUCAAGAUGUGCUCAUGCAAGAUUCCAGGUUAUAUCUCAUCUUUGAAUAUCUUUCCAUGGAUCUAAAGAAAUACUUGGAUUCUAUCCCUCCUGGUCAGUACAUGGACUCUGCACUUGUUAAGAGUUAUUUGUACCAAAUCCUACAAGGGAUUGUGUUUUGUCACUCUAGAAGAGUUCUACACAGAGAUUUAAAACCUCAAAAUCUAUUGAUUGAUGACAAAGGAACAAUUAAACUGGCUGAUUUUGGCCUUGCCAGAGCUUUUGGAAUACCUAUUAGAGUAUAUACACAUGAGGUGGUUACACUUUGGUAUAGAUCUCCAGAAGUGUUGCUGGGGUCAGCUCGCUAUUCGACUCCAGUUGACAUUUGGAGUAUAGGCACCAUAUUUGCAGAAUUAGCAACUAAGAAACCACUCUUCCAUGGGGAUUCGGAAAUUGACCAACUCUUCAGAAUUUUCAGAGCUUUGGGUACCCCCAACAAUGAUGUGUGGCCAGAAGUGGAGUCUUUACAGGACUAUAAGAAUACAUUCCCCAAGUGGAAACCAGGAAGCCUGUCAUCCCAUGUCAAAAACUUGGAUGACGAUGGCUUGGAUCUUCUCUCGAAAAUGUUAGUAUAUGAUCCUGCCAAACGAAUUUCUGGCAAAAUGGCACUGAUUCAUCCAUAUUUUAGUGAUUUGGACAAUCAGAUUAAGAAGAUGUAGCUUUCUGACAAGAGUUUCCACAUGUUGUAUCAAGAACAGAUAGUUAUAUUUUUACUGUCAACUCUAUUUUUGUCUUGUGUAUUUUUGUCUUUGUUGUUGUAAAACUUAAGCUAUACUUCAUCUUCUAACUUCAAAGUUGUAACUUAAAAAUGUAAAUAUUAUUCUAUAUGAAUUUAAAUAUAAUUCUGUAUAUGUUUGCAGAUCUCACUGUAACAGCUAUUUCUUACUAUAAUAAAACUUCUGUAUAAAUCUAAUAUUGGUGUCAGGAAUUGGGAAAAAUUUGAGAUAGCUUAAAUCAUUAAACCUUAUAUCAGUCCGGCUUUCCUGUAAUUGGAACUGCUACAGUUUAGCAAAGUGUACCAAUUAAGUUCAGACUUCCUAAUGCUUUCAAGUAUUUGUAUGUUCUAGGUGUUUAAAUUUUCUUGUUAGUUUCUUGCCAUGUGUUAACUGUACAACUUGCCUAAAGAUGAAUGUUUUUCUACUGGUAUUUCAAUUUGUGAUCUAAAGAUUUAAGCAUUCAGAAUGAGAAAACUGCCCAGAUUUGAGGAAUAAUGCUAAAUUUAUAGAGGUUUUCGGUAACUUAAAAUACUAGCAUUAGAGUAUGCCAAAGUUUACUAGGUUUUACAGCUAAAGAUCAAGGACUGACCACAGUAGAAAAGAACAAUUUAGAGAAUUUAUGAACUAUCCUGUUUUUAGGUAGGUUAUGGAAGAUAUUUGUCCAAGUGAAUUCUUAUUAUGCCUUGGUCAGGGUAUUAACUAUGCGAAGGAGUUGCUUAUCGUUGCUUUCAAUUCUGACUUAAACACUAUGUCAACAUUUGCAAAUAAAGUUUUUAUUAGUAGCCUUA